Cavenderia fasciculata is the source of this 1812-nucleotide messenger RNA. RefSeq lists its product as uncharacterized. Bases 1 to 1812 code for a protein of 603 amino acids. The record is from RefSeq and is a predicted model, not a curated record. NCBI's taxonomy places the organism in Eukaryota, Evosea, Eumycetozoa, Acytosteliales, Cavenderiaceae. The transcript is spliced from 2 exons.
AUGCGACAUCAAUCAUUGUUUCAUCAAUGGUUGAUCGCUGUUGUUGUCGUCUUUGUUGUACUAUCAAUAACAACAACAACAACAACAACAAAUGUAGUAUAUAGUCAAUCUAUACCAACACCACAACAAAUACAAGUGAUAAAGAUUCGAAAUGAUAUCGAUUGUAGAAACAAUUAUUGUAAUUAUUUCGAUACUUCUUUGUGGCAAGGAGGUGUAGUACCUGUUGGUGAUAGUGUCAUUGCAUCGAUUGAUUUCUCAGAGAAUAGUGUUGCUUCUGGAAACCAAAGAAUAUGGGUGCAGAACCCACUCACUAUCUAUGCUGUCAAUGUAUCUGCUGCCUCCUUACAACAACAAUAUACCAAUGCUGUCAUAUUGACAGCUUCACAACUCAAUAUUACCGAUACACUGACACUUGGUGAUAACACUGAAAUUGGUUUGGUUCCACCUGUUUCAUCGGUCGGGUCACUCUACAUUGGACAAAACAGUACUGUCAGUCUUGGUAAAGGAACUCAACUAUUUGUAUUGAGCAAUCUAUAUGCACUAGAGUCAUCUUGGAUAUUACUCAAUUCUGCAACUAUAACUGUCAAUGGUAACGCUACAUUGAAGGGAUCAGUAGGUAUCUAUUCUACAUCGACUAUGAGGUUGGGUGAAUCGGCAGUGAUUAGUGGAACCAUGGAUUCAUCAGGUGAUCUCUAUUUGGCAUCGUAUACAGUGUUUGAGCGUGGUAAUACAUCGAUUGGCGGUAUAAUGACAGUUGGACAACACCAACUUAGUAUCAAUGCAGGUGCGUGGAUAUCCAUUUUUGGGGACAUACAUAUUCCCCAGUUUUCAUCAGUCACCAUCCAAUCACACGGUACACUAGCUAUCUUUUGUCAAACCGUCCAAGCCAACCUACACUCUAUCACGUCUCAACCAAACAGUAACCUAUACAUUAGUGCUAGUACAUCCAGUACAUUGACCAACAUCCAACUACUUGGGACUACAACCACCACCCAUCGACCCGUCUCUUUUUUCAAUGGAACUAUUUCAAAUUUACUCAUUCACUCAAUGGAAUCACAUUUUAUUUCAUUACAAAAUAUAGUAGUUUGGAAUAUUAGUAAUCCAACUACGAAAGUACUAUUCCGUUAUUCAUUGAUUACAGAUGAAUAUGUGGAGAUUGCGAAUGCGGCCAUUGACAAUGUGGCUCUGGUGACAGCACCCUAUUCAACACUCAACUUGACUAAUGCCAAUAUUCGUUUGGGUCGGUUUUCAUGGAUGACACAAAGUUUCAGCUCUAUUGUAUUGAUUGACAAUGCAACACUAAGGGUACCUAAUUGGUGGUCUGGUGAAAAUGCAAUGACCAAUGUUACCAGUUCAUAUAUAGAAUGUCGAUCACUUUCUACAUCGGAUGCACAAAUCAAUAUCAACGGUCAACUUGUAUUCAACGGAUCAAUUUAUCUAUUCAAUAGCAAAUUGACGCUUCAAAAUGACAGUCUUUUAAUGGUUAUCAAGGGGUCUAUCAUUGGAAAGAAACAAAGUAGAUUACAUAUCAGUGUUGAUAGAAUGCAUGAUUUUACUUCGCCUCUAAGUGCACCUGUUCGUGUAGAUAGUCUAUUCCUCUUUGACUCUGGGUCAGGUAUACAUCUCGAGACUUUGGAUGGUAACUCCACAGUCAUUCCACAACUACCCUAUUAUUUGGUAUCAGGUCCCGACACGGUCAAUAUCAAUACCUAUGCUUGUAAAUUCACUCCUGAUAACCUUUACCUCUAUUCAUUCACUUUUACAAACUCAAAUAAUGGUAGUAAUAUACAUAUCGAGUUUAAUAUUUUAUAA